This is a messenger RNA of Habropoda laboriosa, 4053 nucleotides long. RefSeq names its product DNA (cytosine-5)-methyltransferase PliMCI-like (gene Dnmt1a). The transcript is spliced from 15 exons. The record is from RefSeq and is a predicted model, not a curated record. The coding region runs from base 1 to 4053 and encodes 1350 amino acids. Gene Ontology annotation, molecular function: zinc ion binding; DNA (cytosine-5-)-methyltransferase activity; chromatin binding. Gene Ontology annotation, cellular component: nucleus. Lineage: Eukaryota; Metazoa; Arthropoda; Insecta; Hymenoptera; Apidae.
AUGAAAUCUACUAAAUCUAAAUUUAAUAAACAAGCCUCCAUAAUGGAUAUGUUUUCUAAACAACUUGCAAAGAAAAAACAGGCAACUUAUGAUAGAAAUAAUGAACAAGAACUACAAGAAUUACAAAAUAUUAAAACAGGAGAUGAUCCAUUGACAAAAAAUGAAGAAGAUAAAGAAAAUCAUAAUUCAGAGGCAAACCAAACAUCUGCAGAUGAACAUCUUGCAAAAAAAAUCAAAGUUGAAGAGAGUAUAAUUCCUUUGAAAGAUGAAAUUAAAAAGGCAAAUGUGUUCCCCAAUAAAUGUGAAUACUGUCGUCAAAAAUUAAAUGAAAUCAAAUUUUAUCCAGGCCAUCCAAAUGGUGCUGUAGAUGAAGAUAUUGCUUUAACUGAUCCAAAAUUAUGUUUAUUUAAUGGAGAUGAAUCUUUUAUACAUGAAAGUGAUGAACACCCUCAAAAUAAAAUAACUUAUUUUAGUGUUUAUGAUAAAAAUGGUCACUUGAGUGCUUUUGACACUGGACUUAUAGAAAGAAAUGUUAUGUUAUAUUUCUCUGGUUAUGUGAAAGCUAUUUAUGAAGAUGAUGCAUCACCAGAGGGUGCAGUACCAGUGAAAGAUAUGGGCCCAAUAAAUGAGUGGUAUGUAUGUGGCUUUGAUGGAGGAGAACUUGCACUUAUAGGUUUUAGUACAGCCUUUGCUGAUUACAUUCUAAUGGAACCAUCUGAAGCAUAUGCUCCUUUUAUGGAUUUAGUUAGAGAAAAAAUAUAUAUGAGUAAAUUGGUUAUCGAGUUUCUCUUAAAUGAAGUUAGCCCCAGCUAUGAAGAUUUGCUCAAUAAACUUCAAACAAUAGUACCACCUACAGGCAUGACACAAUUUACUGAGGAUUCUCUAUUAAGACAUGCACAGUUUAUAUGUGAUCAAGUAUUAUCAUUUGAUGAUUGUGCUGAACCAGAAGAUAUUCCUUUAAUUACAAGUCCUUGUAUGCGAGCAUUAGCAAAUCUUGCAGGUGUUACAUUAGGAAAGAGAGGAGCUCUCCGUCGAACACAGCGCAAAGCACAAAAAAUUAAUAAACCUGUUUGGACAAAAGCAACAACUACACAAUUAGUUAGUGAUAUGUUUGAAAAUAUUUUUGCAGAUCAAUUGAUUAAACAUGAUGAUAAAAUAACAAUGGGACCUAAAAGACAAAGAUGUGGAAUAUGUGAACAUUGUCAACAACCUGAUUGUGGUCUCUGUAAUAAUUGUAAGGAUAUGAUUAAAUUUGGAGGAACUGGAAGAAGUAAGCAAGCUUGCAUUAAAAGAAGAUGCCCAAAUAUGGCUAUUCAAGAAGCAGAUGAUUCUGAUCCAGAAAAUGAAGAUUAUUAUGAAAUGAUUGGAGAAGAAGAAAAUAAAAAAAAGCUUUUUAAAGAACUUGAAAAAAAUAUUGUAUGGGUGGGAGAUCAAGUUGCUGUUGAUAAUCAAAGAACCUUUUACAAAUCUGUUCUUGUGGGUAGUGAAAAAAUAGAUAUAAAUGAUUAUGUACUUGUGGAACCAAAAAAUUCAGCAAUUCCAUUACAUGUUGCUAAAGUUAUUUAUAUGUGGGAAAACAAGAAUGGUAUAAAACAAUUUCAUGCAAACUGGUUUCAUAGAGGAAAUGACACUAUUCUUGGAGAAACAUCAGAUCCUAUAGAAUUAUUUUUGAGUGAUAACUGUGACAAUGUACCCUUUAAAUCUGUUAGAUCUAAAUGUACAGUUAUUUUUAAAAAAAUACCAGAAAAUUGGACCGAGUUAGGUAAUAUGGUUUUAAAUUCUGAAGAUGAUAUAAAAAACAUCGACGGUAAAACAUUUUUUUAUCAGAAACGUUACGUAUCUGAAACAGCCAGAUUUGAAGAUCCACUACCUGAUCCAGAAUUCUUUCAUAAAGCAAAUAAUCAUCGGUUUUGCCCUGCUUGUGUUCGUUUAAAUACAUUAGAGCAAUUCAAUGUACCAAAGGUAUAUGAGCGGUUAGAAGAAAAAAGUAGCAGGGAAAUUAUUUAUGGUCUAGUAAAAUAUAAAGGAGAAGAAUAUAGGGUUGGUACAGCUGUAUUUUUACAACCAAAAGCUUUCAAUUACAAAUAUAGAAUUUCGUAUCAAGAUAUUUCAAAACUAAAAAAGGAGAAUGUGGAUGAAGAUAUGUAUCCUGAAUUUUAUAGGAAGUCUUCUGAUCAUGUGAAGGGUUCAAAUUUUGACACCCCUGACCCAUUUUGUGUAGCAUAUAUAAAUGAAAUAUAUGCUAGUGUAAACGACAUGAUAGUUUCACCUUCUGAUAUUUAUAUUAAAGUGAAUAAGUUAUACAGACCAGAAAACACACAUAGGGAUCAUGCAUUAAUGGAGCAAGCAGAUUUAAAUAUGGUUUAUUGGAGCGAUGAAGUGUACAAUAUCAAAUUUACUGAAGUUGUUGGAAAAUGCUAUCUUGUUUAUUCUGAAAAUAUAAAUGAACCUCUUGAUGAGUGGACUGCUGCAGGACCAAAUCGUUUUUAUUUUAAUGAAGCUUACAAUGUGCAGGAAAAAACGUUUGAUGAACCACCGUAUCGUGCUGUUAUCAUUGGUAAAUCUGGUAAAAGCAAAGGUAACCAAAAGUUGAAAGGGAAGAAAACAGACGAAUAUGAAAAAAAAGCACUCGUUAAUAAACCCGUUGAAUAUAAUACAAUAUCAAAAAAAUUAAAAACAUUGGAUGUAUUUGCUGGUUGCGGUGGAUUAUCUGAAGGUUUACAUCAAGCUGGUGUAGCUGAAAGUCUUUGGGCUAUAGAGAAAGAAGUACCAGCUGCUUAUGCAUAUCGGUUAAAUAAUCCUAAUGCAGCAGUAUUUAUAGAAGAUUGUAAUAUAUUAUUACAGAAAGUUAUGGAUGGUAAAGUAGCAGAUGAAAUUGGUCAAAAGCUUCCUCAAAAAGGUCAAGUAGAAUUAUUAUGUGGUGGUCCACCAUGUCAAGGUUUUAGUGGCAUGAAUCGUUUCAAUUCACGACAAUACUCUUUGUUUAAAAACUCCCUUGUUGUUUCUCUUUUAUCAUAUUGUGAUUACUAUAGACCUAAUUUCUUUGUGAUGGAAAAUGUUCGAAAUUUUGUAUCUUUUAAAAGGAGUAUGGUCCUAAAACUAACAUUACGAUGUUUAGUACGCAUGGGUUAUCAAUGUACAUUUGGUAUUCUUCAAGCUGGAAAUUAUGGAGUACCUCAAACAAGACGAAGAAUGAUAAUCCUAGCUGCUGCACCAGGACAAAAACUACCAAAAUAUCCAGAACCGACACAUGCGUUUAGUAAACGCGCUUGUCAAUUAAGUGUCUUAGUUGAUAAUAAAAAGAUACUGAUGAUCAAUGUAAAAGAUGCAAUGUUUGAUUUACCAGAAAUUAAAAAUGGAUGGAACAAAGAAGAAAUGCCAUAUAAUAAUGAGCCAAUAUCACAUUUCCAAAGAAAAAUGAGAGGAAAGCAAUAUCAACCAGUAUUAAAAAAUCACAUAUGCAAAGAAAUGGCACCUCUUGUAGAAGCUAGAAUGGCACAUAUCCCAAUUGCUAGUGGUUCCGAUUGGCGUGAUUUACCAAAUAUUGCUGUAAGGUUGCAUGAUGGUACUUAUUCUAAAAAAUUGGAAUAUACUUAUGAUGAUAAAAAGGCUGGAAAAAAUUCUAUGGGAGGAUAUCGUGGAGUAUGUAGUUGUUGUACAGGAAAAUCAUGUGAUCCUAUAGAUCGACAAUUUAAUACACUAAUUCCAUGGUGCCUACCUCACACAGGAAAUCGUCAUAAUCAUUGGGCAGGUUUAUAUGGCAGAUUAGAAUGGAAUGGAUUUUUUAGUACAACUAUUACAAAUCCUGAACCUAUGGGAAAACAAGGGCGUGUAUUACAUCCGGUACAAACUCGGGUAGUAAGUGUUCGUGAAUGUGCCAGAUCUCAAGGAUUUCGUGAUUCAUUUCGUUUUUAUGGCUCUAUACUUGAUAAACAUCGUCAAGUUGGAAACGCAGUUCCUCCGCCACUCGCAGUAGCUAUUGGUUAUGAAAUAAGAAAAUGUAUACGAAACAAAGAAGUGAUGGCUGGAAGCGAUUCAGAAAUUAAAAGUUAA